UCUUUGGCGAGUGGCCGAUGAUGGUUUUUUACCAGCAAUAUUUCCCACUACGCUCAGUUGUUUUUCGAUACGAGCGUUAUAAAGGUGUAACCACAAUUGCUUGGUUUUUACCUUUGCGGCGUAGAUUUUUUUGAACGAGCAAAUUAAUUUGAUUAAUUGACUAAUUCCAUUAAUUACCCCGUCGAAAAAAAUGGAAAUAUUCAGUUUGAUGCGAUAAUGAUAACCAACGCGGGUUGCAAAUAAAGUGUAUCUUGUCAGUGUUGGAAGUGUGGAUUUUAGACUUUUUUGUUUGAAAAUGCAACAGUCUGGUUAAGUUGUGUGCUUGAAAUAUGUCCGUAGCAACUCAGGUGUUAUAAUGGAUGGACAUUCAACACCCAAAUCAUAACCAUAACGGAAAAUUGAUACUGCGUAAAACAAGUGAUUUUUUGAAAAAAAAUUGCGUAGCAAUCCGAGCUCUUUUGUGAAAAAUUACCGAGGCAAAGAGUAGAAAAAGUGUGUUAGUUACCGUAUAGUUCAUUUUACGGUAUUAUAUCGCAUAUUUUAUUGUUGUUCGUGUCGAUUGCUGUUGCCAAAAUGAUGCCCAGGAAUUCUUCCCCGAUUAUCGAGAAGGAGAUUUUCUGUACUUACAAGAUCAAACUAGAAAGAGUAUUAGGAGUAACAGUGCCAAGUAAUGCAGCUUUAGCAAAUGAUAACAAUGGAAUUGUCGCCUAUCCGGCCGGAUGUACCGUUGUACUCUACAACACAAGAACUGAACAACAAAAUCACAUUAUUAAUACUUCACGAAAAACGAUAACUUCACUUGCCUAUUCCUCAUGUGGAAGGUAUAUAGUAACAGGAGAAUGUGGUCACCAACCUGCUGUAAGAGUAUGGGACUUACAAUCAGACCCUCAAUCAGUUCACUCGGGACUAAUUCCACAGCCUCAACAAGUGGCCGAAUUUUUGGGCCACAAAUACGGCGUAAAUUGUGUGGCGUUUUCCCCGACCAACAAGUAUGUUGUCAGCGUAGGCACCCAACAUGACAUGAUAGUCAACUUGUGGGAUUGGAAAAAUAAUAUCAAAGUCGCGAGUAAUAAAGUGAGCACCAAAGUAAAGGCGAUAGCUUUCUCAGAAAAUGGAAGUUACUUCGUAACUGUAGGAAAUAGACAUGUUAAGUUUUGGUUUUUGGAAACCGGUAAAAUUAAGUACAAAGAAGCAGUCCCAUUGAUGGGACGGUCUGCCAUUUUGGGUGAGCAAAGAAACAAUUAUUUCUGUGAUGUUGCGUGUGGCAAAGGAGAAUGUGGAGAUAGUACAUAUGCAAUCACUAGGUCCGGAUUGCUGUGUGAAUUUAAUAAUAGAAGACUUUUAGAUAAGUGGGUAGAAUUAAGGACAACCAGUGCCAAUUGUAUAGCGGUAGGACAAAAACAUAUUUUUGUAGGAUGCGCGGAAGGAAUUAUAAGAUGUUUCGAUCCAACCACUCUCAGGUUUCUCACGACUUUACCUAGAUGCCACUAUUUAGGAGUAGAUGUAGCUCUUGGAACUAAUAUUCAAUGUAUGGCUUCACCCCCACCUGAUGCCAAAUAUCCAGAUACUACAGCAGUAACAUUUGACGAAACUAACAACAAACUUACAGCCGUCUACAACGACCAUUCCAUUUAUAUAUGGAAUGUAUUUAACAUAAAACGGGUGGGUAAAUCCGGUUCAUUUCUCUAUCACUCAGCGUGCAUUUGGGGUGUGGAAAUGGCUCCAUGUAACAGUCCUUUGCCACCGGGAAGUUUUCUUACAUGCAGUUCAGAUGACACGGUUAGAGUAUGGACCCUCAACAAAAUGACCGACAAAAACAGCAAAGGAAUGUAUCAGCAGAAUGUUUAUAGUAACGAGCUAUUAAAAGUAGUUUAUGUAGACAAAGAUCUAUCUUACAUAAAGGACCUUGACAUAUCGGGCACAAUUACGAACGAAAAACCACAGCCAGAUCAAACAUCAUACGAUGGCAAAAAUGGGGUCAGAUGCAUACGAAUUAGUCCAGAUGGGAAACAUUUAGCAAGUGGUGAUAGAUCUGGAAACAUAAGAAUCCAUGACACAGCUCAAAUGAAGGAACAGUUCAAAAUUGAGGCCCAUGACAGCGAAGUAUUAUGUUUGGAAUAUUCAACUAACGACUCGGCUUAUAAUAUGUUAGCCAGUGCCAGCAGAGAUAGAUUGAUUCAUGUCUUUGAUACUAAAAAUGAGUAUGAUUUCGUUCAAACGCUAGAUGACCAUUCGUCCAGCAUAACGGCUGUUCGUUUCUUAAACCAUUCAAACAGCAUUCAGAUGGUGUCAUGUGGAGCGGACAAGAGCCUAAUAUUUAGGUCGUUAGACGAGGUAAAUGGAAAAGUUCAAUUUAUUCGAGAUCAUAAUGCUACUGGCAAAACGACUCUGUAUGAUAUGGAGGUGGAUACAGGACAAAAGCACGUUUUAACAGCUUGUCAAGACAGAAAUGUUCGUAUUUACAGUGUGAAUACCGCACGACAUACAAAAACAUUCAAAGGCAGUACCGGUGACGAUGGCUCGCUUAUAAAGGUUGUUUUAGAUAGGUCGGGAAUCUAUCUCGCUACCUCCUGUACAGACAAAAGCCUUUCGGUUUACGAUUAUUACUCAGGAGAAUGUAUGGCUACCAUGUGCGGUCAUAGUGAAUUGGCGACAGGACUAAGAUUUACUAAUGACUGCAGGCGAUUGAUCAGUGCGAGUGGAGAUGGAUGUAUAUUCGUCUGGAGAGUUCCUCAAGAUAUGGUUAUAACAAUGCAAACCAGGCUCAGUCAACAAGCGAUGCGCCAAGGGAAGUCUUUGGAAACGGAGUUAUUCAAUGAAAGUUCUGCAUUCGACCUAUAUGAAGAAGAUCGAAACUACAGGUUUAGCAUAGGCCAAUUGCCCCAGUGGGCUAAAAAACAGCUUACCGAAGAUUCUAGUCAGCCUGCCGCUCUAAACAGGGGAAUGAUGGCGCCGAAAGGACGAUGGGCUCAAAGGGCAGAAAAUAUCUUAGGUGUACAAUCAUUUUACAGCAGUCAACCAUUACCCUUUCCCUUAAUGGAUAAACGGUUUGAUUCAGAUGGUUCGAAGGAAAGCUCAUUGGACAGUGGUACUGAAGAGAAACCUUAUCAGGACGCCAGGAAAGAACGAAUGACAAUACCUUCAGAAAUACCAGCAAAUAUUACCAUUAGAGAGAAGAGUAGGAGAGGGGUAAUGACUGAUGAUAGCGCGAUUGGUGAUGCUGAAUCGACUGCCCACGAUGGAGAUCUCGACAGCGAUAGCGAAUAUAGGCAUAGGCCGUUGUAUUAUCCGUCCUUGGCUGACUCGGCUAGUGGGAAUGAAUUCACUGUCACAAAUAUCGAUGCGGAUGAACUGAGAAAAUCACAGAGGAAGAAGAAGCCUCCUGUUAUACUCAUCGCACAAGAUUCUCCUGGACUUUAUGAUUCGGACGACGACGAUGAUGAUGCUUCGACCCCAAGUGGUGAAAAUGAUAGGAACCCCAUGUCUCUGUUAUCCGUAAGCUCUGAGUCAUUAGACCAGUUGGUAAGCAGGGAAAGGUAUCUGCAGUCCACUUUUGAAAGCAUGUCUGGCGUCGAAACAGAACAUCAAACACCAAGUAAUAAGUCAUCGUUUUCUUCUAAAUUUAUCACAAACAGCAGUAGUAGGAAUCUUGAGGCAAUUAAAGCAGUGAAACAAACAAAAAGUGAUCCAGAGGUAGCAAAGAAGCGACAAGAGUUGAACAAACGAAUUGCAGAAACUAAGAAAAAGUUAGAAAGUGUGGGUCAUUCUAGUCCGCUAAGAUACAGCCAAUCGAUACACAAUUUGAGCAACAUCGCAGUGAAAGACAAAAGGGCAGAUAGACAAGUAGCCGAUUUAGACUGUGCUAACCUACCGACUAACAGCACUGCAGACGCCUGCAACGUGUGCACCGCUGGCGUUUUACCGCCCCCAAGCAAUUUCCAGGAAAAAUCUGGCGUUUUACCCACAAGUAAAAGUGUCCCUCUUGAUCUGCAGUUGUGCAGUUGCUACAUGCGUGAUUUCGAACAGAAUUCAAUCAACCUCAGCCAGAUGCUGGGUUUGAGUUAUGAAGUCGAUACGCGUCAGCUUCGACCGUCCAAAAACGAAUCCGAGUGUAAAAACGUGUCGAAAUUCAGUCAAGUGUUUAAUUUAUCAUCACUGACUUCGGGAAAGUUGAACCAAGAGAGUAAACAGUUCCGGGACAGUUUAGAGCAAGCAACCAGGAGUCCGGAGAGAAGUUUAAACGAAUUUAUCAGACCCAGAAAAUUAAAGCUGGAUAAGACUUUGAGCAAAUUUAAAAUGCACAAAAGUUUACCGGUUAGUCCGGUGAGCGAGGAAAGACAAUUCGCCGACUUUGUGGAAAUGAAGAAAAGCGAAGAGCUGCCACAGCGACAGAGUUUCAGUUAUUUCCUAGAUUUUGAGUCUAAAUCGACGGAUGAAGGCUUUAAGCAAAUUUGUAGCGAUAUCGAAAAGUUUAGUCAAGACUUUAGCAAAAAAUAUGAUCAGAUAGAGAAAAGUUUCACUGAUCAGAAUAUCGAUAAAACUGCUGAGCCAGCUAUUACGCAUGAUAAAGGAGAAGACGAAGAUGAUUCGAAUUUCAGUUCUGAUUCUUUGGAAGAUUAUAGCUUUUUUUCGUAUGGAGCAAAGAAAAGUAGAAAGACAGUACCACCUAGAAGAUGUGUGUCGAAUAAUGAAAUUUACAAGUAUCAAGAAGAAUAUAUAGAGGAUAUUCCAAAAAGCGAAUCGUUCUAUUUGAAUCAACAUUACUCCAUGCAAGGCAGCCAAGAAAGUAUUCUGUCUGAUGAAAACAAUUUGGAUUAUAAUGAUUUUUAUUCAGGUCAUACAAAGAGUUGUUGCAAUAGUUUAGAAAGUGUGCUUUCAAAUGAGAGCGAUUGUAAAAGUGCUCCUCUUGAAAUAUUAUUUGGGGACAAACGAAAACAACCUAGUGCCGAGGCGAGCCUGAAUAUGCCUCAUUCACAAAGCCUUCCCAAAAACAUAUCCUCGCAAAUUGAUUGUGAACUAUCAUCAAGUCUCCCCAAGAAUUUCGUCGAUCACUCAUACAUCUCUAGCGGUAUCUGCGAUGAUAAGAAAGUGUGUAAUAAUGAUAAGUUAAAGUUUCCACCCAACCAAAAUGCUAUCAGCAAGCCUGAUCGCGCAAGAAGUAAUAUGAAAACGUGUCAGACUCAAACUGACUUUGAGACCCCACAAGAAAUUGUGGCAAAGAAAGGCAGAGGAUCUGAGGACUUUCAGAAAAAGCUUUUGAAGUUCGAAAGCACCAUUGCCCAGGGCUCGGGAAAGAAACCUGUCGCAUUUUUUGUCGAAACAAGCACAACGAAAUUCAGAACGACUGCAAAACAAAGCAAAGAAAAUGUCCCGGUUAAGCAAGCUAAAGCACAGAAGGUGAAAGCGGAUAAUACCGAAAUGUUUAUACCGAGUUUGGCUCAGAAAAAUAGACAAUAUAAAAGUCGGUUUUGUAAUGUGCUCAACAACAAGCCUGACCAGAACCUUGAAAUAUUCGAAGAAAGAGCUCACGGCAAUAAAAAUAAUGGAAAUAGCUUCACCUUGUCUACGAUAAAUUUUGAGAAAAAUACGAAUAGAAAUAACAUACAGGAGACCUCAAGUUUAGAUAGACAUCUAUUUGCCAAGGGACUAUUAAAUAAUAGUGAAAAAAUUACUCACAAACCGCCCAAAGCUGUUAGGCGCCACAGCUCAAAAAUGAGGAAAAAAACGACGUAUGAAUAUAUUCGAAAAGAAGACUUUUACAAGAAAAGUAGUAACGGUGAGACGCCGGACGCUCAAGAUAAUGGGAAUAUUUUAAACAAUCGCAAGCGUGAAUUUCAAGAACUGGUAUUUGCUGGGGAGAAUACUUUAGAAUUGCGUUUUAAGGAAAAAAACGUGGACAUGGAAGUUGAAGCUGGAUCUACUUUUUCCAAAAGUAAUGUGAGGCUAGUAACAGGGGGAGAUAGCGCUUGUAGUGGAUACUUGCAAAAUUCCGACCGUCAAAAUAUCAUUUUAAGUGAGCUUUAUGACAGCUUAGAUAAAAAAUCACCUCCGUCCAAGAUGGAUUUAGAUUCCUUGGACGUAAAUUUAAACAAUGAAGGGCAUUAUUCCUCCGAUGCCGAGCUUAAUAGGAAUGUGUUUGAUAGUUUGGAAGUAAACGUGUGGAAUAAAGGCGCUUGCUUGAAUAAAAACACUGCCUUGCAAGUGGAAAAUGUGUUAAAGAAGCAAAUGCAUUGCCAAGCGGAAACUGAUGAGCAAUUGGAAAAACAAGGGUCUAAAAUAUCUCCGCAAGACAAAAUAGCUACAGCUCUUCAAAACAUAAAAAUCCUUAAUGGGAUACUGCGAAAAAUCCAUAAAAUUAACACCUUAGUCGACAUAUACAAGAAAAACGUUUCGAGAAGUAAGGUGAAAGCCCUAUCUUCAAUGUUUGAAAGCCUUACUACGUCUCAAAGCUACUAUAACGAUUUGACAAAGCUACAAGCUACUCACAUAAAAUACCGAAGAAGAAAUUUGAGCUUACCAAGUUUCGUGGAGAGAAGACUGAACUUUGACCGUAAUAAUGACAAUGUAAAUUCGAAAAUGAAUCAGAAUGAUCAAAGGGACGACAGGAAUAAAAGUGAAGGUAAGAAACCCUCACCGCCAGCCCGGAUAACACCUCGCUAUGUCAAGAACAAUUCCAUGAUGCGCAGUAAGUCCAGCGUGGUCCUUAAUCAGCAUUCAGACUCUGAAAAUGAUUCGCAUGAGAAGAAAAUGUCUCGACUAAUGAGACCAACAAUUAGCUCGCAUAACAAAGUUAUUCAGAAACCCUUGCAAAUCAGGAAUAAACAAUCGUAUUCAACAAGUAAUCUUAGUCAAGUUGGGAUAGACAACGUAUCGACUUCAGACGACGAGGAGGCUCCAAAGAAACCACAAGUACCGCCAAGAAUGAGCAGACAACAGAACUUUGAAAAUAGUCAUGGAUAUAUGAACAAUAAGGAUCCGAAAAGGGCUUCACGACAUUCGAUGCACUUUGACGCCAGUACAGCGAACGACGAGCUCGAUUUGUGCAGCGAAAAUGUCGAUCUUUCAUCCAUCGAGUUUUCGAAUCGACUUUCUGAAGAGGUCAGCCGAAAGUUGGUAACGACAAUCGACAACGUUGUGAAGAUCUACCAGAGGUUCAAAGAAAACGAAGAUGCUGGAGAAUCGCAACCUGAAGCUAUGGAUCGUAUCAAAAUGUCUGUGAUUAAAAGUCAUAAGAUUGUCCACGAUUGUAUUUUCAAUGAAUUCAAGCAGAAUAAUGGUAAUAUUGAUGUGAAUCAAACCGAUACCAUUAAGAAAUGGAAUGAUUUAGUGUCAAAAGGUGCCAGCGGAUCGAAAUCGGUCAUAGAUCUGAUGCAGCAGUACUCCGACAUAUUGCUGGACAUGAUGCAACAAAAAAUUCACUCGGCGAACAUUUGAUACCCUUUGACGGGGAUAUUUUUUGAACUGAUCUUGUAAGUCUAGAGUAUCAUGUAAUAAUUGACGAGACCAGUUCAAAAGUCCGCACUUUAAUGAGUAAACACUAAGUCAUAAAAGUUCUGUAUUUUCACAAUUACAGUAGAUAGAGUUUCGGAUUUCAAAGAAUAGUAUUAUUGGCUGCCGGCAUGUCAAUAACACUUGCUACUACUAAAUGACUGGCUAUAUGUUAGAUAAUUUGAAUGAAAUUCUGUUGCCGAAAGAGAUGCAAUUUUCCCAGAUAAUUAUCUUCCUAAUCGGAAAUUUGUAAAAUCGCUUCAUAAUUUUCAGUUUUAUAUAUGGUUUGGAAAGUGGCCACUACGUCCUACAUCACUAACUCAAUUUCACUUAAUUUUCAUUAAAAUGAAGGUCGAUAAUUUAAGCCAAACUUUUGUAACCUCAUUUUAAACCAUUUUAAUUGUAUUAUUAUAGUAGUAAGUCUAAUUUGCAAAUCUUUUUUAUUAAAUUAAAAUUUGUAUUUGUAUUGUACAGAUUUUUUAAUUUGCGCCCUGCAAUGCUUUAACACUGAUAGGUAUUUUUUAAGUGUUUAAGAGUAUGUCAAUUUUAUGAUAACAUUUAUAGGAAAUUAAGCAUAUUUGUUGUUCGAGGUUUCAAAGCUUCAGCUAGCGAAUUCUUUAAAUUUCGACUUUCUAGUCCCAAAAUGAGCCCCAAAUACGCUAUCCUGUUUCAAGUAGAAUGUUGGUUUUUAGAGCUCACUAGCUUUUGCUACUGGCCUCAAAUAUAUCCGUAACCUUCCAGACUGUAUUAAUGUAAUUUCGUAAACCGUAGUUUCAAUAAUAAAUUGCAAUAUUAAUUAAA
Messenger RNA from Dendroctonus ponderosae (mountain pine beetle), 8289 nucleotides. RefSeq lists its product as uncharacterized. Gene Ontology annotation, cellular component: mitotic spindle. The transcript is spliced from 39 exons. The record is from RefSeq and is a predicted model, not a curated record. Gene Ontology annotation, molecular function: protein binding. Lineage: Eukaryota; Metazoa; Arthropoda; Insecta; Coleoptera; Curculionidae. Bases 574 to 7434 code for a protein of 2286 amino acids. Gene Ontology annotation, biological process: regulation of mitotic cell cycle; mitotic spindle organization.